Lolium rigidum is the source of this 1236-nucleotide messenger RNA. RefSeq names its product 2'-deoxymugineic-acid 2'-dioxygenase-like. The record is from RefSeq and is a predicted model, not a curated record. Bases 122 to 1093 code for a protein of 323 amino acids. The transcript has 4 exons. NCBI's taxonomy places the organism in Eukaryota, Viridiplantae, Streptophyta, Magnoliopsida, Poales, Poaceae.
CCCUGCCCAUGAAACUCUCACACCAUCAGUGCGAACAACACCAUCGAACUAUAGCUCAGCCCUCUCCUCUGCUUCUUGCUCCCUCUGCACUCCGGGCCGAUCGUAUCCUCAAGAUUGUGCCAUGGGGGAUCUGCACGAAUCGAUCCCGGAAGGCGUCGUCUCCCUGCCCGUCAUCGACCUCUCCCUCGACCGCGACCAGGUCAGCCGCGCCAUCCUCGACGCCGGCAAGAACAUCGGCUUCUUCCAGGUGAUCAACCACGGCGUGACCGAGCAGGCGAUGCGGGACAUGGAGGCGGCGUGCCGCGAGUUCUUUGCCCUGCCGGCGGAGGACAAGGCGGCGUUCUACUCGGAGGACAACAAGAAGACCAACCGGUACUUCUCCGGCAGCACCUACCAGACGGGCGGCAAUAAGUACUGGAUGGACUGCCUCCGCCUCGGCUGCUCCAUCCCGGUCGGCGACAGCAAGAACAACUGGCCCGACAAGCCACAAAACCUCCGGGAGGUCAUCGAGACGUUCACCGUUCUGACGAGAGACAUGGGCAUGGAGCUGCUGCGGCUGCUCUGCCAGGGCAUGGGUCUCCGGCCCGACUACUUCGACGGCAACCUCGGCGGCGCCGACGUGGUCGUCACCCUCAACCACUACCCUGCGUGCCCGGACCCGAGCACCAUGAUUGGCCUGCCGCCCCACUGCGACCGCAACCUGCUGAGCCUCCUCCUCCCCAGCACCGUCCCCGGCCUACAGUUCUCCCACAACGGCCAAUGGAUCGACGUCCAGCCAUUGCCCAACGCCUUCAUCGUCAACUUUGGACUCCCGCUCGAGGUCGUCACCAACGGCAUGCUCAAGAGCAUAGAGCACCGUGUGGUGACCAACACGACGAUGGCGCGCACGUCGGUGGGGACCUUCAUCACGCCGACCAAAGACUGCCUCAUCACCCCCGCCGAGGAGUUCCUGGGUGAGGAGAACCCGCCGCGCUACCACGCCGUCACUUACGGCGACUUCAACCGCAUCCACAGCAUCGCCAAACAUGGGUUAUCCAGCGUCAAAACCACCGACCUCAAGAAAAUUGAGGAAUCACUGAGCACAGAGACAUAGGCAAAACAAGGAUGCCGACUGCCCAUUUUGAUUCGAAAUUAUCCCCAUUCAAUUUCCAAGUUUUGUGUGAUGACUUGAUGCAAUAACAAACCAGAAUAAGGGAUGUAUUAAAAUAUGUCAAUUGUCAUGUGAUAGCUGGCUUA